This is a messenger RNA of Paramuricea clavata, 300 nucleotides long. Lineage: Eukaryota; Metazoa; Cnidaria; Anthozoa; Malacalcyonacea; Plexauridae. The record is from the annotation of a GenBank genome assembly.
AUGGCUUAUAAGAAUAAGAAGUUUCUUACAAUCGAAGGAGAAGAUGCAAACAAGAUUAAUAAACAUUUGACCGGUACUAUAUGUACUAGUAAUGAUGUAGAUUAUGGAAAUACACUCGGGAACAAAGCGACGAAUGCCGUGAACUCUAGCGAUAAAACCCCGGCCGAGAAUCAUCAUUCUUCGGUUUGUGUAUGUUCGGAAUUGUCCCCGGAAUUGGAAGGCUUGAAAUUGGAUUUAGUUGUCUUGGAGUCGAAGUUUGGCCAUAAAAUCCAGGCUAUUGAGGAAAACUUCUACGUAUGA